AAUUAUAGUAACAAAAACAUGGUUAUAGACCGCACUAUAUUCGCAGUCGAACAGCAAUUUGUGAAAAUCAUAAUGAAUAUAGAUAAAUAAGGACUCAGUAAUAGGUUUGAAGAAUUUAGAAGAAAUUAUUUAUUGGAACUGACAGUACAAGUAAAUUGAAUUUGUUGUUUGUGAUCUUCGAAUAAGGGCUGCUGAAACAAACAUGAAAUUGUUAACUCAUAACAUGCUUACUUCUAAAUGCAUGAAAGCUGUAACUGUUGGAUAUCCACUUGCUAUUAACGCGUCAGAUGUUCGUGUGUCAGAGGUGGACUUCAAUCCUGACUUCAUUGCAAAAAUUAUACCCAAGGUCGACUGGGCGGUAUUGUGGAAUGCCGCUGAGAGCAUAGGGCAAUUGGAAGGUCUUCCCAAAGAAAUUGUGGAAAACUAUGAAAACGACCAAGAUUUUUUGAAAAAGGCACACCAUGUACUACUGGAGGUUGAUGUAAUAAACGGCGAACUUAUCUGUCCAGAAACUGGAAGGAAAUUCCCCAUAAAUAACGGCAUACCAAAUUUAUUGUUAAACGAAGAUGAAGUAUAGUUUUUACAUUAGACGUAAGGAAUUAUUUUAAGGUAUAAAUAAACAGUUAAGAGACA
Messenger RNA from Zophobas morio, 633 nucleotides. RefSeq names its product multifunctional methyltransferase subunit TRM112-like protein (gene Trmt112). Lineage: Eukaryota; Metazoa; Arthropoda; Insecta; Coleoptera; Tenebrionidae. Gene Ontology annotation, biological process: peptidyl-glutamine methylation; tRNA methylation; rRNA (guanine-N7)-methylation. Gene Ontology annotation, molecular function: protein heterodimerization activity. The record is from RefSeq and is a predicted model, not a curated record. The transcript is spliced from 2 exons. The coding region runs from base 203 to 577 and encodes 124 amino acids.